Phasianus colchicus (ring-necked pheasant) is the source of this 1064-nucleotide messenger RNA. NCBI's taxonomy places the organism in Eukaryota, Metazoa, Chordata, Aves, Galliformes, Phasianidae. The record is from RefSeq and is a predicted model, not a curated record.
ACUGUUGUGCUGAAAGGAAGAAUUAACUGGUCUUUCAACUUCAGCCUUUUUAUUGUGAGAGGGAAGAUCACACAAGUGUUACCAUGGGGAGAACCACAGCUAAAGAUUCAAAGGAAAUUAAAAAAGAGAAAGAUGGAAAGAAUCAGCAGGCAAACAACCCGUCUUUAAAAAGUGAACAGUUUAGUUGGGAUGAUUAUCUGAAAGAGACUGAAUCAAUAGCUGCCCCUCUACAUUGUUUCAAACAGUCCAGAAUUCCACCUACAAAUGAUUUCAAAGUUGGUAUGAAACUGGAAGCCCGUGAUCCUCGCAAUGUUACCUCGGUUUGCAUAGCUACAAUAAUUGGAAUCACUGGCGCCAGGCUAAGGUUGCGACUCGAUGGAAGUGACAACAAAAAUGAUUUUUGGAGGCUUGUGGACUCCUCAGACAUACAGCCCAUUGGGACCUGUGAGAAGAAGGGGGGCAUGCUGCAGCCUCCACUUGGAUUCCAGAUGAAUGCAUCUUCUUGGCCAAUGUUUCUCUUAAGAACUCUGAAUGGAGCUGAAAUGGCACCUGCGGCAUUCUUUAAGAAGGAACCACCCAAACCUGCAACAAACUGCUUUAAAGUUGGAAUGAAACUUGAAGCUAUAGAUAGAAAGAACCCAUACUUGAUUUGCCCAGCAACCAUUGGAGAUGUUAAAGGAGACGAAGUUUUUGUUACGUUUGAUGGCUGGAGAGGAGCAUUUGACUAUUGGUGCAGAUGUGAUUCUCGUGAUAUUUUCCCAGUUGGAUGGUGUAGCUUGACAGGAGAUGCAUUACAACCACCAGGGAACAAUGUUUCCAUUACAAAGAGCAGUGCAAAAAUCCAAUCUUCCCCUUCCAAAGUGACCCGGCGUUCAAUGCAGUCUCCACAGAAAUCUGCUCCAGUACCAGCGCAGCGGGGCAGGAAACCAGGUCGGGGCAAACCCCCUGGACAGUCUACAGUUCCCAAGAAGGGCAGGUCUCCUAAAAAUAUUCCCCUGAUCAAAAGCACCUCUCAUACUGAGAAUCUUAAAACAAGGAAAAAAAGUUUAAAACCUGGAAAAAAG